Trametes versicolor FP-101664 SS1 is the source of this 1611-nucleotide messenger RNA. RefSeq lists its product as uncharacterized. NCBI's taxonomy places the organism in Eukaryota, Fungi, Basidiomycota, Agaricomycetes, Polyporales, Polyporaceae. The transcript is spliced from 3 exons. The coding region runs from base 1 to 1611 and encodes 536 amino acids. Gene Ontology annotation, cellular component: catalytic step 2 spliceosome. The record is from RefSeq and is a predicted model, not a curated record.
AUGUCAAUGACCCCGGGAGCUUCCUCGAGCUCACAGCCCGCUCGAUCCCUCAACCGGCAAGUGGUUCUCGAUGAAGACGAGUACACCGAGGCGCUCUCGAGCAUCAUCAAACGAGACUUCUUUCCGUCUCUGGUCCACAUCGAUGCCACAAACAACUACCUCGACGCGCUCCGGUCACAAGACCCAGUCCUCAUCCAGGCGUCGGUGCGCCGUCUCGAAGACCUGCAGACACCCGUGUCGCGCCGGGGCCGCCCAUGGCAGACCCCCUCGCAGACCCCCUACGCCGCUGGCCCAUCGGACACCCCCUUGCGCACCCCGCGCGGAGACGGCGAGGGCCCCGCGAAACGGGCUCGCCUUGACACGGACAUGAGCCUGGACGCCUUCCAGGCGCGCUACACGUCCGAGGACAAUUCGAGUUUCACGCAGAUCCUGGACGAGGAGAACAGGCGGCGGAAGGAGAAGUACGGCUGGGCAUGGGCGGCGCAACGCCGGGUGGAGGAACAAAGGGACCGGAUGCUCGAGGGCAGGGAGAGGAUGCUACUCGAGCCGCCUCCCGGACCAGGGGUAAGGGAGCGGCUCAGGAUAGAUGCACCGGCACCAGCGGGGCUUAUCGAAGCUGCGCCCGCGGAGCCUGUGGUGGUCUAUGAGGAGGACGAAGACGAGGUGGAGGACCUCUUGGACGGGACGCACAAAGAGCCGACAGCCGCGGAGAAGGGGAAAUUGGCAGAGAAGGGCGGGUCGGCCCUUGUCAUAGUUCCAAGGAAGGACGAGGACAUGGCUGUCGAUGUAAUGGCUCCGAAGAAGGACACACGCGCUGCUGGUGUAGACGGGUGGAGCUUCAAGGCGCGGAACGCUCUGAUGUUCUCUCCUGACGCUGACGUCUCCCCGUACCAUCCACCUGCCGCAAGCACCGUGGAGGCUGCCAAGGGACCUCCGAAAGCCAUCAAGCAUACGAACACGAGGCUACCGGAGCAAGACGAUAAGCCAGACCAGUCCAUAUCGGCACCUCCGAGCCCAACUCGCAGCCGCAUCGAUGCCGCCAUUGCAGGCACACCAUAUUGCCCGAGGUCUCCCACGAAUGACACCCAUUCACUAGUAGCCUCCAUACCCUCUCCUACUCCCUCGGAGCUGGGGCCUGCCGCAGUAAAGCAGCUCAUGACGUGGGGGACGCUGAACGCGACUCCCCGCAUCCUGUCACAGUCCGAUGAUCCUGCCGACGUCCCUACCCCGGCAACACCCUUCCGCAUUGCCGAGCCGUCGUCGAGAGAGCGGCUCUCGCACAGGUUGUCGAAUGACGCGUCGAAAAGCUUGCGCGCGAAGGCCGGCCUGCUUGGAGGCCUCCCGGGCUCGUCGCGAUUGUCGGGGAGCGGCGCCGCCCGGAGAGGUUCCAUGCCUCCCCCGUCCUUUACCCCGCGCAAGUCGGAAGCACCUGGUUCGCUUACGCCCGCCGCGAGGCGUCUGCUGGACAGGUCGACCAUGGGUACCGCCGCUUCUAGACGGGCGGACGCGAUGGGACGUCUAUCUGGAUGGGAAGGAGAGAGGUCGAAGGAGAGGGACCUUCAGAAGAUGAGGUGGACGCCUACACCAAGUCCAGUGACCAGGCGAGGGUGA